Molecule: messenger RNA, 183 nt
Organism: Xylona heveae TC161
Lineage: Eukaryota; Fungi; Ascomycota; Xylonomycetes; Xylonales; Xylonaceae
Product: cytochrome-c oxidase, subunit VIIa
Exons: 4
Coding region: 1-183 (60 amino acids)
Biological process (GO): mitochondrial electron transport, cytochrome c to oxygen
Source: RefSeq, a predicted model, not a curated record
AUGCCCGUUCAGCCAAUCACUGGUAUGCUCCGCCGGGGCCUUGUCCUUGACCUUAGCAUUGCUUUCGGUCUUGGUACCUCCUUUGCCUACCUCUACUGGUACGGCUACCACGUUCCUGCCACCCGUCAGCGUGAUUUGUUCUACGCCAAGUUGGAGGACCAGAGAGCAUCGGCUCAGUCUUAG